UAUAUAUCUCUUCCGCCAUUUCUCGGUGCCAAAUCCUGCUCCGGGGUUUCUCCCCCUCCCCAGCCUAGGGUUCUCCUGGUUUCCCGGAAGCAUCCCUUUCGGCAGAGUCUUGGUGCUUUUCUUUUCUUGAAAUUAGCAGUCUUGGUGCUGGAUGCGCGGUGAUUCAUAUUCAUCCACCGCACAUGGCGAGCUGCCGCCGCUGACAUCCAUGACCACGAGGAGGACUCGGCAUGUUACUCUGCUGCUGUGCGCGAGCAGGAGGACCAGAAACCGGCCCACGCACUAGAAUCUUCUUCUGCUACAGACUUCCAGUCACACAAUGCACCCAUACCCGCUCAAAGGCUCCAAGGGGGCGUCGUUGCCGCCGCGGCCGACCCUCGUCUUCCUCAUCGCGCUCUUUGGCCUCUACGUGUGCUACCUCUCCUUCAAUCAGAUAAGGAUGGAGAGCAAGCAUGUGGAGGAGAAUGGUGCGCAAGAACAAGAUGAACAUGUUUGCACAAGGCCUUAUGUUCCAAGUGAGGAGCUGCCCUACGUGCACUUCCCAAAGCCAAAGGGUUACAGCAGGGCGGAAUGUUCGUGUAAUCCUGUUCGGUUCUUUGUGAUCGUGUCGAUGCAAAGAUCGGGAAGUGGAUGGUUCGAGACAUUGCUAAACAGCCACCCUAACAUCAGCUCGAAUGGCGAAAUAUUUAACAGAGUGGAUAGAAGACAAAAUAUAUCGUCUAUCGUACAAACACUCGACAAACUGUAUGACCUGGACUGGCUCACAAGUGCAGCAAAGAAUGAGUGCACGGCUGCAUUUGGAUUCAAGUGGAUGCUAAAUCAGGGCUUUAUGGACCAUCAUGAUGAUAUACUUAGUUAUUUGAACAAGAAGGGUGUCUCUGUGAUAUUUCUCUUCAGGAAAAAUACAUUACGCAGGCUUAUCUCUGUGUUGGCCAACAACUAUGACAGAGAUGCAAAGCAGCUGAAUGGAACCCACAAAUCUCACGUUCACUCGGAAGAAGAGGCCGAGAUACUCGCAAAAUUCAAACCAGAACUGGACGUGUCAACCCUGGUUUCAAACAUCAGGGAUGUCGAGAAGUACAUGGGAGACUGCUUGGACAGCUUCAACACGACACGGCGCAUGAUCCUCUACUACGAGGACAUAAUCAGAAACAGAAAUGCAUUAUUCCAGGUGCAGGAAUUCCUCGGCGUUCCGGUGAGGAAACUGGUGAGCAGGCAGGUGAAGAUUCAUACGCGCCCUCUUCCGGAUCUUGUCAGGAACUGGGAGGAUGUGAACAGCAGACUCAACGGGACAGAGUAUGCCCGUUUUCUCGAUGGCGCAGAUUACGUGAAGUGAUGCGUUCGGUAAUAUAUGGUACGCACACUCGUGCGUAUUCGAGAAGAAGUAAUGCGUUCGGAAUUCUGAUGUAGGUUCAAGAUCAUUUGCAAGGGAUUCUUCAGACCACAGAGUAGUGGAAGUCUGUAGACCUGUAGUCUCCAGAGGAUUGAUUAUUUUGUACAAUGAGGUAGUUAAAGUGCAUGAAGCUUAGAGAUCGAUAUAUGGAAAUAAUAGGGCAAAACUGUACAGUUUUUAGGCUAUGUCUUAACAUAUUUUCAGCGGUUCAUUA
Triticum aestivum (bread wheat) is the source of this 1607-nucleotide messenger RNA. Its product is annotated as nodulation protein H. Gene Ontology annotation, molecular function: sulfotransferase activity. The record is from RefSeq and is a predicted model, not a curated record. The transcript has 7 exons. Bases 320 to 1336 code for a protein of 338 amino acids. NCBI's taxonomy places the organism in Eukaryota, Viridiplantae, Streptophyta, Magnoliopsida, Poales, Poaceae.